CACGGCGGGGCCGGGCCCGGGCACGCCGAGCUCGGGAAAAACUGCGAGUGGCUGUGGGAAAGGCAGUGUUGGGAACCCGCGGGGAGCGUGGGGAAAAGCAGCCACUUUCUGAAAAGGUUCGCUGAUUUCACGCUGUGAAAAGUUGCCGGCAAUUCUCAGGCAACUUCCUGAGAAAGCGGCAGAGGAGCGGCAGGGCUGGGGAGAGCGGCGGGUUUGGGACAGCGUUAGAGGAAACCCGGCAGGGUUUGCGAGAACGGCGAAGGAAACUGGGCAGGGUUUGGGACAGCGGCGAAGGAAACCCGGCGGGUGUCUGAGGAGUUGCGGAUUUGCAAAGAAAAACAGCCCAAGUUUCAAAAAGAGCGGGCUUUCAAGGAAAAAUACAGUUCCGAGCCGCGUCGGCGAAGAGGCGAGAGCCGGUGCUGCGAGGACAGCGUUAUCCCGGCGGUCCCAUGGCUGCGCGGCGCUGGAGGGGUCUCCCCUUUGGGAAUCUCUCUGAUUGUCCCAACGGCUCCCGCUGGAUCAUGGAUGUGUUCAAUGAGUGUGCCCAGGACAGCCGGGAUGUCGCCAGCAUCGUGCUGGGGCUGGGCUCCAUCGUCUGCUUCAUCGCCGCAGCCUUCCCGCAGUUCUACCAGGCCUGCAGAACGGGCAUCAUGGACCAGGCUCUCUCCAUCUAUUUCCUGCUGGGAUGGCUGGGCGGAGACCUCCUCAACCUCAUCGGUUCCUUCCUGGCUGAUCAGCUGCCCCUGCAGGUGUACACGGCCAUUUACUACGUGCUGGCAGACCUGGCCAUGCUCUCCCUCUACUGCUACUACCGGCUGAAGAACGGGGGCAGAGCCUUCCCUGCUCCCAUCAAUGCAGCCUUCGUGUUCCUCUCCGUGGGGUCCCUGUCCAGCCUCUCCCUCCUGGGCAGUGCCAGCACCGAGGCUCCAGGAGCCUCCUUCAAAGGGAGGUCUCUGCUGUCAGCUCCUGGGGAUGAGCUUGGACCAAAGCCUUUCUCCAGGACUGAAAUCAUCGGAUUUGCCAUCGGCUCCAUCUCCUCCGUGCUCUACCUGUGCUCCCGAGUGCCCCAGAUCUGCACCAACUACCAGAGGAAAUCCACCAGCGGGGUCUCCUACUCUCUCUUUGCCCUGGUGAUGCUGGGGAAUUCCCUGUACGGCCUCAGUGUCCUCCUGAAGAACCCGGAGCCAGGCCAGGGCCAAGGUGACUACAUCCUGCACCACCUGCCCUGGCUGGUGGGCAGCCUGGGCGUGCUGGCCCUCGACGUGGUUAUCUCCUUCCAGUUCCUGGCCUAUCGGAAAGGACGGCCUGGCACCCUCGAGGAGAGGGGUGCUCUCCUGGGGGAGCCGGAUGAGAGCUCAGAGAGCUGACAGAGGGACCUGCCCCACAGGGAGAGGAGGAGGAAGAGGAGGAUGCACAUGAGGAAGGUGGCCUUAGGGCUGGGCACACCAGCCCCUCCAUCCUGGUGGCUCCUGGCAGAAGAGGCCCCGAGGCCGUGGGUGACACGUGGUGCUGCCCAGGCGGUGGCCGAAGAUGCUGCUGGGACACCUAGUGCCUCUUUGAUACCAAUGAUGCUUUCAGGAUAAAAGGGAAUUUUUGGAUACCUCAGUUGCUCUUCGCUGCUCCAGUGCCCCACAGCUGAGCCUGGUCACUGCUGUGUCUGCCAAGGGUGAUCUGGAAUUUCCUUGGUGCUGAAAAACAUGGGGAGAGCCUGAGUGGGGAGGGGACAGGGUGACUGACCUGCCACAGACACAACCCUGUGACCUCACAACUGCCCCCUCAGCUCCUUCUGGAAGACACAGGGCUGGAUCCAGUGGGGAAGGAGCAGCAGAACCAAAGAGUUCAGUCCACACCUAUUUUAAUUAGCACGGCUCACCCAUCUAUAAAACACAUCCUUCCCCACCUGCGUCCUUUGGUUUCAUUUUGCUGCUUUACCUGGCAGCUCCUGCCUCUUUGCUAAUGAGUCUCACAGUCCCAUUUCUCUGACUUCUCUUUUUUUGCCUCACCCAUGUUUUAAUUGCAUGGAUUCCUUGGGGAAGUUGCUCCAUUGCUGUUCCCCAGCAGAAGAGCUGCUUCUCUGCUCGCUCUGGUUUUCACUUCCUGCCCUCUCUCCUUGAUGAAUUUAUCAACCUGACAAAUUUAUCCUCAACCUGAUGUAUUUAUCCUCAAUCUGAUGAAUUUAUCCCCAGCACUAUUGAGUUUAUCCCCCUCUUGGGGCCCUGAACUCAGCACAGUGCUCCUCGAGCAGGGAAGGACAGGAAGCAGGGCUGGGCUAUCACAGCUUGGCCUUGUGAAAACAAGAGCUUUCCUUUCCUGCAAUUCCUAUCAGCUCUUCCUUUUGCUUCCCUUUCCCCUGUCCAGCUCCCUUCCUGAUACCCAGCAUCGUGUCUCUUUUGGCUUUAGCUCCAUUAUCAUUAAUUUAUGGUUCCUCAGCCAGUCCAUGACAUUUGUCCUUCCCAAGGAAGUUGCUCUGCUUUGUUCUCACACUGAGGACACCAAUCCAUGGAUCUCACAUUAAAUGGGAUUCCAACUGCUCAGUGCCCACCCAGCUGCAGCAGCAGGUUCAUGGGAACACAGGCUGGGCCAGUUCUUGGGACUGAGCCAGCUGCCUUCAGAAAGGAGAUGUAUUUUUCAGUCUCUCUGAGCCCCUUGAACCAAGUGAGUGAAUUUUUACUGGAUUAAUUAAGGAUUCUGCCCCUCCAGCUUCACAGGCAAUGGGACUGCUCACCUCAUCCUGAAGCAGCAGCAUUUCCUGUCCUGUCUUACCCCGGGAAUUGUAGAACAGUUCAUCUGUUUUAAUCCAAACCAUGAGUAAUCCCUCAUCUCUGCCACUACAACACAAAAUAAUUGAAAAUAGUUGUCACAUACUGGCUUUUCCCAAACCUGGGCAAAGAAGCUCUGCCAUAAGGAGGAAAGAGUGCAUAUGUGUGUAUAUGUAUAUAUUUAUAUUUGUGUCACAGUCUGUCCCCACAGGUGCACCUGGAGCACCAGUUAGGUACAAAGCUGAUUGACUCUGACUUUCCUUGGGCUGGGCAGGAUGGAGCAAGGUGAGCAGCUGCACCCAGAGCUCACACACCCACAGCCACCCCAGGGUGGCUGCAAUUCCUGAGGCUCUCCCAAGGUUCCCAUCCCUCCAAGUCACUGCUGCAGCUCUGUCCCUGUGAUCAGGAUUUUGCAGAGGCAAAUGUUAAAGCAGAAAAGGCCGUGCAGGAGCAACCCCCCCUGAGAGAGAGGACAACUGAAAACCUCAGCAGAUCUCCCCCUCCCAGGCUCCAGAGCUCACACAAACAUCUCCAGCUUCAGCAAAGGUUUGUGCUGGGACAGAACCCUGAGGCUGCAGCCAAAUCCCGGAGUGGAGUGUUCCCUGGGGAAUCCCAGCCUUUCCCAGGCUGUGUCCCACAGCAGCUCCUGCAGGCUCUGGGUGAACUCUGGCCACGUGCAGGAGUCUGGGUGGGACACAGUCAUGGUACAAAACCAAACUGGAGCACAUUAAUUAAGCCCUGUUAAUGCCAACGGUGCCCACUUGCAGAGGGUCACACAGGGCGGUGCCCAGGGCCAGGAAGAGCCCAGCAGAUCUUUCUGUGCUUCCCCAGGAUUAGGUCUGGUACAACCACAGCCUGCAGGGAACCCAAAGCUGUGCCAGGUCCCUCUGCCCAAGGGCUCAGGAGGAGACGCUGGGGGAAGGUCACCGGUGACACAGGAGGAGCUUUUGGGUCAGGGAUGGGAGGAACCACCCACCCCAGCACGGCUGCCCUGCCCAGGGCUGGACACAGGAGCCCCCAGGCAGACCCUCCUCCCCUGCACACCUGCAGAUCCACGUGCUGGAUGCCUGGAGCAUCAACCCCAGCACCUUGGAAGGGCAGCAGAGUGAGUAACACAAGGCCAAAGAG
Onychostruthus taczanowskii (white-rumped snowfinch) is the source of this 3887-nucleotide messenger RNA. RefSeq names its product solute carrier family 66 member 1 (gene SLC66A1). Lineage: Eukaryota; Metazoa; Chordata; Aves; Passeriformes; Passeridae. The record is from RefSeq and is a predicted model, not a curated record. The coding region runs from base 450 to 1367 and encodes 305 amino acids. The transcript is spliced from 8 exons.